Meleagris gallopavo (turkey) is the source of this 1456-nucleotide messenger RNA. Lineage: Eukaryota; Metazoa; Chordata; Aves; Galliformes; Phasianidae. The record is from RefSeq and is a predicted model, not a curated record.
CUUUAAAAAAAAAAAAAAAUGUUAAGUAAUUUUAUUUUAAAGCUCCAGCUUUUGCACCCACCCCUCAGGAGACACCAGGUGCCCACACAGUGACUGACUAGAGGAGACAUGUUCAGGACAGGGUGAGAAGGGCACAGGCAGAGCAAACCCCGCACAACACCAUCCUCCAGCCCCAUGUGUCUACAUGGGAAAUAUUUUAGGGUCAGUUUGAGUGCUCCCAGCAGAGCAGAUAAUCCAUGACUUUGUCAGUGACCGCAGCGCCCACCCAGCACCGAUGGAGUACAUCAGCACACGGGGAGGCACGGGGGCCGUGGACUUCGAGGGAGCCCUCUUCUCUGGCUAUGCACCUGAUGGUGGGCUCUUCAUGCCCAGCUGCAUCCCCUCGCUGGACAGGCCCACACUGCAACAAUGGAGACACCUCUCCUACCCUGAGCUAGUAAAGGAGAUAUGUUUCCUCUUUGUCAAGCCUGAGCUGAUCCCACGUAGCACACUUAGCGAUCUGAUUGACAGGGCUUUCAGCAAGUUCAGACACAAGGAUGUUGUUCAUCUGUCCAGGUUGAAGGAUGGGCUGAAUGUUUUGGAGCUCUGGCAUGGGGUUACUUACGCUUUCAAGGAUCUGUCCUUGUCCUGCACUGGGCAGUUUUUACAGUAUUUCUUGGAGAAAAAGCAGAAGCACAUCAAUGUUCUGGUUGGGACUUCAGGGGACACAGGGAGCUCAGCAAUUGAGAGUGUGAGAGGGCAGAAGAAUGUGGACAUCUUUGUUCUGCUACCCAAAGGGUUGUGCACCCAGAUACAGGAACUUCAGAUGACCACCGUCAUUGAAGACAAUGUCCACGUCUUUGUUGUUCACGGGAACAGCGAUGAAAUCGAUGAGCCUAUCAAGGAACUGUUUGCUGAUGUCGAUUUUGCCAGAAGGAACAACCUGAUGAGCCUGAAUUCCGUCAAUUGGUCGAGGAUUAUGGUGCAGAUUGCUCACUACUUCUAUGCUUACUUUCGGUGCACCCCGACCCUGGAUAGCACCACACUGCCAGUGGUGGAAAUUGUUGUGCCAACAGGAGGGGGAGGAAAUGUCACAGCUGGCUGUAUUGCCCAGAAAAUGGGUCUUCCAAUUCAGCUGGUUGCUGCAGUUAACAGCAACGACAUCAUUCACAGGACUGUUAAAGAUGGAGAUUUCUCACUCUCAGGUCGUGUGAAGGCUACAUUAGCAUCAGCCAUGGAUAUUCAGGAGCCGUACAAUGUGGAGAGGAUCCUCUGGCUGCUCUCAGGCUCUGACAGCCUCCUGACAAAAACGCUGAUGGAACAAUUCACUGUUUCCAAAAGCCUGAAGCUGCCGGAGGGUUUGCACAGAAAGGUCAGUCCUUCAUGCCUGUUCCUCUGUGUGGAAGGAGAUUUACUAUUUCCAGUUGGUUUUGACUGGAACAGGUUGCCCAAGGAGGCUGUGGAUGCCCCAUCCCUG